This is a messenger RNA of Cooperia oncophora, 642 nucleotides long. The record is from the annotation of a GenBank genome assembly. NCBI's taxonomy places the organism in Eukaryota, Metazoa, Nematoda, Chromadorea, Rhabditida, Trichostrongylidae.
AUGCUUGUGCAUGCUCUAACACUGACUGUGCUGGUCAUACUUCUGUUGGAAGUGCAACUUUUGGAGACCGCGAGUGAGUUCAGAAGUGCCUUGGAAAGAGAACUUGGAGAGCAGGUGCACCUCGAUAUUUCAGUCAACUGUCCAGAUACUAAAGGAGGUCUGAAUAGCGCUCAAAGAACAGCUAUAUUAAAUUCAAUCAACGAUGUGCGGCGAAAGGUAGCCAAAGGAAAUCCCAAGCUUUUGCAUCCGGAAGCACCGACUGCAACAAAGAUGAACAAAUUGAAGUACAGCUGCGAUUACGAGAAGAAGGCUCUAAAGUUCACUGAAAGCAAAAACGACAACAGCGGCGGAUGGAUCAGACAUACGAGCCAGUUCCGCGGAAACCUUGAUCGAGAGCUGCCUAAAAUGUUCGAAGAAUAUGCAAUGAAAGUUGGCGUUGCCAGUAUAGCUCACGAUAUGGCAAAGUAUGUAGGCUGCGCAGUGAAGAAAAACAAAAACGCAACCUUGACGGUUCACUGCAACUUUGACAAAGGGUGGAAUUACCGUAAAACGAAACAGCCUUUUGUUGAGACCGGUGUGUUGUGUUCCAAAUGCGCUCCUCAUGGAACACGUUCGUGCGAGGAUGGUCUAUGCAAAGUGUAA